Molecule: messenger RNA, 2488 nt
Organism: Westerdykella ornata
Lineage: Eukaryota; Fungi; Ascomycota; Dothideomycetes; Pleosporales; Sporormiaceae
Exons: 6
Coding region: 237-2267 (676 amino acids)
Biological process (GO): Mo-molybdopterin cofactor biosynthetic process; molybdenum incorporation into molybdenum-molybdopterin complex
Cellular component (GO): cytoplasm; cytosol
Molecular function (GO): molybdopterin molybdotransferase activity
Source: RefSeq, a predicted model, not a curated record
UUAGGUAUUUUGUGAUAUACGGAAGCAAGCUCCCUCAGGGCAACCAUCUUGAAAGAGACAUGUCGAAAUUCUUUUCAACGCUCUCGCAUGCCAUUUUCUGAGAUAUCAUUCCCAAUGGCUCUAUUUGCGCUCUCCGGCUUAGCUAAUCUCGUGAUGCUGCCCAGGUGCCGCUCAACCGGAGAUCCCCCACCGUCUUUAAACUUCUACAACUACACAACAUCGAUAUCAACCCCACCAUGUCCAACACGAAGCUCAAAGCAGCCAUUCUCGUUGUCUCGCAAACCGCAUCUCAGGACCCAACAACAGAUAAAUGCAUUCCCGUCCUCAAACAGCUAUUCCAAGAGCUAGGAAACGACCAAUGGGAGGUCGCCAUCUCGGAGAUCGUACCUGAUAGCAUCCUGGACAUUCAAAAGUUCAUACGCACAUGGACAGACCGCGAAGAUGCUGUUAAUCUGAUUGUGACGGGCGGCGGAACGGGAUUCGCGGUUAAGGAUGUUACGCCUGAGGCUGUGGCUCCAUUGUUGGAUAAGGAGGCACCAGGGCUUGUGCAUGGCAUGUUGGCUGCGUCUUUAUCCGUCACGCCUUUUGCCAUGAUGGCGAGACCAGUUGCGGGUCUGCGCAAGAAGACUCUCAUUCUCACUCUUCCGGGAUCUCCCAAGGGCGCAAAAGAGAACCUGGAAGCCGUCUUAAAGUUACUGCCUCAUGCCUGUGCUCAAGCUGCCGGUGCUGAGUCGCGGCCGCUACAUGCUGGCGGCGUGAAGAAGCUUGAACAAGAGGCUGGCGUCAGCUCAGCAGCUGAACAUGCAGGCGGAACAGGAAGUCAUCACCAUCAUCAUCAUCACCAUCAUGGGCAUGGUCAUUCUCACGGUCAUGGCGGUCACGCCACCCCUAGGGCGCACACCAAACCAGAGGAGAGGCCUCAAUCAAAUGAUCCGAGUGCAGGGCCCACCCGCAGACAUCGGUCAUCUCCCUAUCCAAUGCUGCCAGUAACGGAAGCCCUCGAACUAAUCGCACAGCACACCCCUGCUCCUGCUGUUACUAAAGUUCCAGUGGACCUGAACCUAGGCGGGGCUGUUCUAGCUGAAGACGUGAAAGCUACCGAAUCUGUGCCAGCAUUCCGUGCAAGUAUCGUAGACGGCUAUGCGGUCAAGAUACCCAAGGACGGCAAGUUCGCCAAAGGUGUAUAUCCCGUUGCAAUCGUAUCGCACGCACAACCUGGUGAGGUACCAGAACUCAAAGAGAAUGAGAUUGCGAGAAUUACCACUGGUGCACCAUUGCCUCCUGGGGCGGAUGCAGUAAUCAUGGUCGAGGACACCGUCCUGAGAGAAAUGACCGAAGACGGGAAAGAAGAAAAGCUGGUCGAGAUCCUUACUGGUGCAGUCAAGCCUGGAGAAAACGUCCGUGAAGUCGGCAGUGACGUGAAGCAGGGGGACACCAUCAUGAAAAAGGGUGAAGGGAUCACUGUCAUCGGUGGUGAAUUUGGGCUGCUCGCAUCAGUUGGCACGGCUGAGGUCUCGGUGUACCAGAAACCCAUAGUUGGCGUGCUAAGCACCGGUGACGAGAUUAUCCAGCACGACCGAGCAGGAGCACUAAGGCUGGGAGAAGUGCGAGACACCAAUAGGCCCACGCUGCUUACGGCUGUGCGCAACCACAGAUAUGAAGCCGUGGACUUGGGAGUCGUAUCCGACAAGCCUGGGGCUCUGGAGCAGACACUUCGCGAUGCCCUUCGCAAAGUCGAUGUGAUAAUAACAAGCGGUGGUGUCUCAAUGGGCGAACUCGAUCUCCUCAAGCCCACCAUUGAACGCUCUCUAGGCGGAACCAUCCACUUCGGCCGCGUCAACAUGAAGCCUGGCAAGCCAACCACAUUCGCCACCAUCCCGGUGAAGAAUGAUGCUGGUGAACGCGUUACUAAAACAAUCUUCGCUCUCCCCGGUAAUCCGGCGUCCGCGGUCGUUACUUUCCACCUCUUCGUAUUGCCGUCCUUGCACCAGGCUUCUGGGAUCACCCCCCCGGGACUACCUAGGAUAAAGGUCGUGCUGGAGGAGGAUGUCAAAAUGGAUAAACAGAGGCCAGAGUAUCAUCGCGCAUUAGUGGCCAUCAAAAAAGACGGAUUGCUAUAUGCGACUAGCACUGGCGGACAGCGUAGUUCGAGAAUCGGGAGCUUCAAGGGAGCCAAUGCCUUACUGUGCAUGCCUGCCGGAGACGGCAGCCUGAAGAAAGGGGAGAAGGUGGAUGCGCUGUUGAUGGGGCAACUUGUGGGUGUGUAAGUAGGGCUGGUGUGAGUUGAGUGUGUUCGUCAAACACCGCUAUUUACGUGUCACAGACGAGACCAUCACAAUAAUUCUGUGUCACUGAGACGAAUUCGCAAAUAUCGAGACGGUGCAGCCCGCGGUCUGAGGUAUACGGAUAUAUCGCGUGCGCUAUUACCAGGUCCGGGAGAGGAGAGUAUUUAUCGGCGACUGUUACGGGAGUGACUUCGGGCGGUCCU